AUGGCGGACACGACAGAACCAGCAAACCCGUCGAGCGAGCCGCCCAAUCCGGUGGGUGAAUUGAACGAUGCGCCUGCUACGGAAACCAGCCAUGUCGACCUGGAGGCAGAUUUCCGGAGUUUGGACACCUCCCUUCCCCCGAUAGAUAAGUCCCUGCCGGCAAUGGACACCACUAUCCCAAGUAUGGACUCGUCACUACCACCGAUGGAUUCCACGAUACCGUCGCUCCCGCCGAUUGACACGUCGUUACCCCCUUUGGACACUACGAUACCGCAUGCGGAUUCACACCUGGAUGACUUGUCUGGGGAUCCGAAUUUUUCGUUCGAUACGAAAGACGACGAACUACCGGGUGCCGAAGGAACUGAGUCCCAUGCAGUAUCCGGCCUUGCUGCCGAUUCGACAGAUUUUAAUAUCACCGACACUUCCUAUCAAUCUCAUUCCAAUGGCACGUAUCCACAACACCACCCGGAGCAGCAGCAGCAGCAGCAGCAGCAGCAGCAGCAGCAGCCGCCAACGCCCCAUAAUCAAACACCGCAGCCGCAGUACCAGCAGCAUGCGCCAUCACAACAAUAUUCCUCUCCCACACCGCAGCCACCCGGGCAGCAACAGGGCCAACCGCAACAUUAUCAGCAGCACAAUCCAGAAAUGUAUCACGCCAGUCCCUCUGCGUCUACGCCUAUGAGUACGCCCGGGAUGCAGACCAUGGAGGGCCAGGCAUCGCACAUCCCACAGGCACCCAUCGGAUCCCCGAUGCCACCGAUGGCGUCGGUGGGACAGUACAUGACAGGAUAUCCGACCAGCGUCGGGCAAAUGGGCAUGAACCAGAGCGCUCAGAUGCGGUAUCAGCUCCCAGGGGAUCCGAACAAGAUGCUGUCGGGCGGGCGACACAAGAAAGAAGUGAAGCGCAGGACGAAAACCGGGUGUCUCACAUGUCGAAAACGACGAAUUAAGUGCGACGAGGGCCAUCCCGUGUGCCGAAACUGCGUGAAGAGUAAACGUGAAUGCUUGGGCUACGAUCCGGUCUUUAAGCCACAGCCUACUCCCUCCGCAAUCCAGCCAGCUCCCAAUCCUCAUCCCUCGCUGGUGGUCAAUCCUCAGGACCCUUCUACCUCAUCCUCGCCUUCCUACCCGGCUGCGCCUCCUGGCUACGUGCCUGCUGUUUCUCAACCUUUUGCUCCUUCCGAGUCGCCCAGCACGUCAACCGAACGCUACGACUACGGCGCGGCCAUCGACCCGUCGUUGGAUGGAAGCAACAACGGCAGCGGCAAUACCAUAAACAACCACCACAACACCACCAGCAACGACUCCGCGAACAUGGCCAGUCUACACAAUGCAACCGAUGGAGGCUUGCAGCCGACGGUCAAUCCGGCAACGACGACCACAGCUUCGGAUCCGACCAGCUUCAGAGUAAAACAAGUUCAGGUCAGCGACCUUCUCGCAUUGCGAGGGAUUCCUCCCCCGCCCCCUCAUCCGAUUACUUCUCUCCCGCAGAGCCGUCUCGACGAAAUCCAGGCGGUGUUCCUGGCCACGUACGCUCCCGCGAUCGACAAGUUCUUCGAGACUCAAUGGUUCCAGGAAAAGGCAUUGAAUCAUCUUCUGGGAAAUGCGCAACUGAUGGCCGAGUACUCGGCACUGAUCGACGCCUUCAAUGACCGCAACCUAAGCGACCCUAAUGUCAUCGCGCGACUGGAGAGUUUCGAAGCGUCUGUGGUAUGGGGCACCAUGACUACUUGUCGACAUGCCAUGAGCGUGUCGAAUGGCAGCAUAGGACAGGACUAUGACCUCUUGGCAGCGUCGAAGCGACUCGAUGUCAUUGAGGCCAUGAUCACAGGAGAGCACCUCGACUCCAACCCUUUGGCGCAGUUCCCGCCCCGGGAGACGCCCGCCAACCCGCCGUCACUCGCCGAUCAACUUGCACAGCGGUCGAUAGAUUUCUGGAGUGCCAUCGGGUAUUUCUUGACGCUUCACGACAACGAGGCUAGCUCAGCCAAGGAAAUCGACGAUACCUUGGCUCGGUGUCGCACGCUUCUGGAUACCUUUGAGAACCGCGACGUCAUCUAUUCGAUUGCCAUUGCACGUCACCUUGGCCAACGUUGGGCCGACUUUCCGCGCAGCUUCCCCCAGCCUAUCACGACCAACGAGAAGGACUCCGGCGCCAAAUUGUAUGUGGCGCAAAAAUUCCUGGAACAAGAAGCAGGCGGCAAAGGAACCACGCAGGUGAUCAAGCGCAUCUGUGGCAUGGUACUCCGGUCCUGGAUCGUUUCACGAGAAUGA
Aspergillus melleus is the source of this 2274-nucleotide messenger RNA. RefSeq names its product putative C6 finger domain protein. The coding region runs from base 1 to 2274 and encodes 757 amino acids. The transcript is spliced from 3 exons. The record is from RefSeq and is a predicted model, not a curated record. Gene Ontology annotation, biological process: regulation of DNA-templated transcription. Lineage: Eukaryota; Fungi; Ascomycota; Eurotiomycetes; Eurotiales; Aspergillaceae. Gene Ontology annotation, molecular function: DNA-binding transcription factor activity, RNA polymerase II-specific; zinc ion binding.